This is a messenger RNA of Quercus robur (English oak), 2871 nucleotides long. RefSeq names its product nudix hydrolase 15, mitochondrial-like. Lineage: Eukaryota; Viridiplantae; Streptophyta; Magnoliopsida; Fagales; Fagaceae. The record is from RefSeq and is a predicted model, not a curated record. Bases 612 to 935 code for a protein of 107 amino acids. The transcript has 3 exons. Gene Ontology annotation, biological process: coenzyme A catabolic process. Gene Ontology annotation, molecular function: coenzyme A diphosphatase activity; acetyl-CoA hydrolase activity.
UAGUCUAGUGUUUGGUGAAUCUAUCAUUGUAUCCUCAUAUAUUACGGUUAAUAAUAAAUUAUAUAAGCUCUUUUUUUUAUGAGAUAAAUUACUAUAAUCUCUAGGAUAAAAAGACUAAGGAAAAAGAAUAAUAAGGGGAAAAGUAAAGAUUCUUAUAACUCAAUGGUUUCACAACAAAAUCCUUCAGAAUAAUUCCUAUAGAAUGAUACUCACAAUUCACAACUGGUAAGUGGUAACCCUUAAAAUUGAUUCCCCCUUUACAAUUGUUCUUUAUAAAUGUUACAGAACAUGUGUAUAGCUUGCCAAAAGUUAUAUUCCAUUACAUGGCUUAUCUUGUAACUCAACCAUGCCUCACAGAAGAAGUCUGGGGAAGCCAAACACUUCAAAGACUUGUGAAGCAGCUUCAAUAUUUUAACCAAUUACCUAGAGCAAAUGAAGAAAUAAAGAAGGAUUGUUGUGGUAUUGGCUCAGAUUUUGGACUUUUCAAGUCACUGGAAGUAAAAAAUGAUCAGUCUUCUUGUAUCAAUUGGAGGGAGAGAAGAGCAGCAGCUUUGAUAUGCCUCUUUGAAGGCCAAGAUGGUGAAUUAUGAGUUAUUCUUACAAAGAGAUCCAUGAAAUUGUCAUCUUACCAAGGGGAUGUAGCAUUAUCAGGUGGGAAAGUGGAGAAAGUAGAUGCAGAUGACUUUGCUACUGCCUUAAGAGAAGCCAAUGAAGAAAUUGGCUUGGAACCUAAUCUAGUUCAAGGUGUUGCCACUUUAGAGACUUUUAUUUCCCAGGCCUACUUGCUAGGAAAAGUGAUUUCAGACCUUUACUCAAUAUUGAUGAAGUUGAUGCUAUUUUCAAUGUUCCAAUGGAGGUGUUUCUUGUACUUCUCACUUGAUCUUGAGUCAUUAACUUUUAGGGUAUGGCUUGUGUCCAAUGCUUUGGAGCACUAGACGGGACCAGUGAUAAUACGUGUUAAGGUUGUGUCUUGUACAAUUAUCUAGUGUACUGGACAGAAGCCUUAAAAUAACUUUUGUGUUAAGGUUGUGUCUUGUACAAUUAUCUAGUGUACUGGACAGAAGCCUUAAAAUAACUUUUGUGUGAAGGUUAUAGUAUACCACUAGUAACAAUGUCAAAUACGUCAUACAAUCCUUGAUAUACUUGAUCUUUAUUUUUUAUUGUUGAACUUUGUAUAUUAUAAAUAUACUCAUUGAACAGUAUACAUAGCAAAAUAACCUUAGGGUUACAGUAGUAUAAGUAGGAUUCUUUUUAAUAGUUGAAAAAAAUGUAGGAUCUUGAGGCUAGUUACUACCUAUUCAAUGAGAUAAAUCUCUCCAAAUGUAUGGCUCCAUAGUCCCAGGUGCUAAUGGUGACUCAAACCUGAGCGCUUAUGGCCAAGAGAAGGAAGAUCAACCACUAGACCCCUAUCCGAUGGUGACUCAAACCUGAGCGCUUAUGGCCAAGAGAAGGAAGAUCAACCACUAGACCCCUAUCCGAUAUUGUAUGGUUUGGAUUCCUAGUACAAUCUAGACAAGGACAUUCAAUGGAUUUGGACCUUGAUUAGAAUGAUAUGAUGGGCUUGGGCUUGGGCUUGUAUCCAUAUCUCUAAAACUAUCCAUUGCAUUAAACACUUACUCCAACCAAUUGCAUGUAGAUUCUCCAUAUGAAGCCGAAAUGUUCCUCACACGUGUUCACAUUCUUAUACAAAGGACAUAAUUCUUAGGCAAAAAUACUAUUUUGGUCCUUACAUUUUGGGAUUACAGUCAAUUUAGUUCCUAUAUUUUCGUAACAAUCAAUUUAGUCCCUGUUAUUUUUAAUUUAUAGUCAAUUUAAUCCCUGCCAUUAACUCACUAAUGGAAAUGGCCUACAUGGUAUGAUGGUAAACAAUGUGCACUGUUGGCACACUUUAAGCUUAUGUGGUAACUAAAAUAAUAAUAUUACAUGCCACAUCAUCUAGAAAAUUUUUGAUUUAUUAGUUUUAAAGGGGGAAAAAAGGGAAUUUAGAUCUAGGAAGAAUGUGAACCUAGAAAAAUCCAACCCAAAUCCACUUCCAGCAUAUUCUUUAAGCAAAUCCAAAAAUAAAAUCAAACAAAAAUAAAAUGGUUAAAAAGUAAUUACGACCCUGUAAAGCUUCUUGAUGAGGGUCAUAGGCUUGCGUUUCAAAUCACUUUGAAACAAUACAGAUCAAACCCAGCUGAUUACUUUACAUUCUCAUAUAUCCUUCUAGAGCUUGAUGUGCUCAUUAGUAUACAUGUCGAUAAGAUCAUCCAAAUCAACUCCUUUAAAGCUGAACUUCUUGAAUGUCCUCUUCUUAGACUGUCCCAUAGCUGCCACAGCCACAUUGGUCCCAACGUCCACCUAAAACAAACUCGGAGAGAGAGAGAGAGAGAGAGAGAGAGGAAUUAGUGGUGGGAUUUGCUUAAAGAAUUUGUUGUUUAUGUUUGAUUUUUGUGUUCUUUGCUGAACGUAAUUGUGACCAAGGAAUUGGAAAAUGGACUUUUGGAUUUCAUAUAUGCUAUUGAUUGAUUGAUUUGGUGUUUGAAUGAUGAGAGAUUUGUGCUUGAAGAACUAAGAUUUAUGGAUUUUGGUUUGAUUUUUCUGUCCAAUGCUGAUGACAUGGCAUUUAAUAUUAUCAUUUUAGUUGUCACGUAAGCUUAAAAUAUGCCAACAGUACAUAUAGUUUGCCACGUAGGUAUUUUUUGUUAGUAAGUUAACUGCAGGGACCAAAUUGAAUGUAAAUUAAAAAUAACAAGAACCAAAUUGAUUGUUACAAAAAUGUAGGCACUAAAUUGACUUUAACCCCAAAAUGUAAGGACUAAAAUGGUGUUUUCGCCUCAUUUUUAUUAAAGAGUUUUUAAAUUCUAUUUAUCUGUAAAAUGUGUGAAUAUA